AUUUACAUGUAUUAUGUAGUUCUUCAAUGAAUUAGGCUACAAUGCAAAUGAUAAAACCAGUAAGCUUAGAGCAAGAGGCAGUUGACCUAAAAGCAACAGUCAGUGUAUUUUAUAAUUAAUCAAAGUUAUAUGGGUGCAAUAAUUAAAUAAGUGAGUGAAUCAUCUUGCAGUAAAUUUUCUUUUUUAUGUUUGUUCUUAGUAUGGAAUAGUUCUGGAUGCUGGAUCUUCUCAUACUUCUAUACAUCUUGGCCAGCAGACAAGCACAAUGGAACUGGCAUUGUCAGUCAACACAGGGUCGGAAUCUCUAGUUAUGCAGGUAUCAGAGGAGGAGCAGCCCAGAGCCUCCAGGAAUGUAUGGAACAAGCUGUUCAGGACAUCCCAGAGUCAAGACACAAACUCACUCCUUUAUAUCUUGGGGCCACAGCCGGCAUGAGACUAUUAAAAUAACGAAUAAACAUUUAUCACGUCACAUAGUAUUUCUAAACCCAAAGAGUCGGAUGAGAUUUUGAAGGAAGUGGGAGAUAAGCUAAAGACGUACCCAUUCAGCUACAAAGGGGCCACAAUUUUAAGAGGAGAAGAAGAGGGAGCCUAUGGAUGGGUCACAGUCAACUACCUGCUUGAGAAGUUUAUCAAGUGCAGUUUUGUGGGUCAGUGACUGUUUCCUGGCAAAAAGAUGAUUGGUGCUUUAGAUUUAGGUGGAGCAUCCACUCAAAUCACCUUUGACACUGAGCAGACGGUGGAGGAUAAGGACAACCUGAUGAAACUGUGGCUGUAUGGACGAGACUAUACGAUUUACACUCAGAGCUUUCAGUGUUACGGGAUCUAUCAGGUCUUAUUCAGACUGCUGGCACAUCUGAUAAUGGUCAGGUGCUACCUAACCUUCAUUCUCAUCAAACAAACUGAUUGACUCUUGUGACUGUAAAUACUAGAGGUUAGAGAAGCACUGUGUUGAAUUUAAUAUAGAUCAGGGAUGUCAAACCUUGCUCCUGAACUUUAUCUCCACUCUCCAGGAGCAGGGUUUGACACCCCAGUUUAAAAGGCUAUGGGGUGGUUAGGGUUAAGGAUUAAGACUAGUCCUAGACUAAAAUAAAUGUUAGAGCUGUCUAAACUGAAAACAGUUAGCAGUGACAUAUCUUAAAAUACAUCAGUGCCUUUGUUUUGUCUCAAAAUGCACAAAAAUUAUGUUUUUUGUAAGGCAUGUUUGUAAAAACGACUUAAAUGGCCUAAUUUAACUAAGGCCAGUCCUGCCUUAAAAUAAUCAUUGGCUGGGAAACCACCCCCUUAAGUACUAUAGCCUAGGCAAUGCUAAAAUAACUGUUUUUAAUUUAUUUUUGUGUCUUGCAGACUCUCAUAUCUUCUCUUUUAACAACUGUUCUUAUUUCAAAUGCUCUUUUAAUGGAGUCUUCCAGCCCAACAUCACAGGAAACUUUAUGGCAUUUUCUUCUUUCUUCUACACUGUUGAGUUCUUACAGAAAGCUACAGGCAUCACCAUCACCUCCCCAGCACACUUAGAGAACGCUACGGGUUUUCAGGAGGUACCACCUCAUUUAUUUAAGUCUGCAGUGACUUUCUCCGUUUUAGCAAUUUACUAGAAGAUCCAAGACAUUCACAGAUCCUGGAUUAAAACAACUAGUAUAUUUUGUAUGUCUUACCAAUUGAGCUGUGUCAAUAGUUCGCUAAAUCAAAUUCGCCAUUUAAAUAAUUUUGCCAGACUUGUCAAAGGAGAGUUUUUCAUUCAAAUGUGAUUCAAUUUGAGAUUUUCCCACAGGGAAGAGAGUUAAUAAGAGAAAUGGUUACAGCUGAGAAAAAUGUUCAUCAAAGCAACUCUUGCUUUACUAUCUCUCCUCCAGAUGCAAAAUAAGUUUCCUGAUAAGGGGAAAUAUUUGAGAGACUACUGUGCAGAUUCUGUCUUUGUCCAUGUGCUCCUUAUCAGUGGUUAUGGCUUUAAUAAUUUCUCUUUCCCACACAUCUCAUUUCAGUAGAAAGUAAGUCCAUAACAAACCUUCAAGAUUAGUAAAUAAAUUAAUCCUUUAAAGAAGUUAUUAUGUCAAGACAAAAUCCUAAUGUUGCUUUGCUUUGCAGGCUGAAGAUACAUCUGUUGGCUGGUCCCUUGGCUACAUGUUAAAUUUAAGCAACUUUCUUCCUGCUGAAAACGUGGCACUGAGAAAAGCACUGCGCCCAGAUGCCUGCCGUGCUGCGAUUUUUAUCUUUUCAGUCCUUCUUAUUGCAUCUUUCUUUUGUCUUGUUAGAACCUACUACAAAAAUGCCACUAAAGGUUGUUGUGCCCUUUUAUCAAUAUGCAGUAAAUAGUUUUUCUAAGGAUGCUGGCCUACCUUUUUAGAGAAUCUGUUUACAACAGACUGCAAGCAACAAGAAUGCAUUAGUGAAACCUGUACUUUUUAGUUACACCCCUAAACUUAUUAGGCUAAAAAAUGUUCCUUCUUUAGUUUCUGCACAGUUAUGUUUCAUAAGCUCUUUUGGGUUUGCUGUAUAUAGUAGCCUACACUGUAAACUUUUAAAGUGUAAAAUUGUAAAGAGAUGUCAAACGCAUCACUAUUUCACUGGACCUCAUUUGACAUCAUUACAACUGUUUCAAAUGAUUUACUUUUUUAUAUAUAUUUAUCAACAAGAUAAUCUUAUUUAAGGGACAUUUGUCGCGCACAGUCUGCGACCUGUUGGUUGUUAAGUGCAAGUACAUAAACAAAACAUAUAAUAUGUCGGAAGAAUCAGAUAAUUCAAUAAACUUAGUUGUCAUUUCUUUUAGCUAUGUAGUAAAAAAAACUCCAGUUUUGCAUACGCUACAAUCGUUUUAUUGCUGUGAUUUUUAUUUUAUGCCGUUGUGCAGCGCCAGAGCGGCGUGCAGCACGAGGUAGGAACUUUUCUGGAGCGGAACCCUUUACGAUGUAUCGGAAAUACGGAAACAAGAGACUGUUGACGAGGUUGCACAGUUAGGAAGUGUGCGAAAACAUAUAACAACGAACAAUGCAAAUCUAGCCAACAUUAUCUGUAUUCCGCUAUCUCAGUUCCUUUCAACAUUUAUUUUACGUGAGUGCAAAUAAAAGCAGCGUCUCAAAAUGUUCGCGGGGUUGCCGGAGCUCGGGAUCUCCAAUGGAGAAGAUCUGAAAGAAACUCUCACUAACUGUACAGAGCCUCUGAAAGCCAUCGACCAGUUUCAGAUGGAAAAUGGCAUAUUGUUGCCAACCCUACAGUCAGCAUUGCCUUUCCUGGAUCUUCACGGCACUCCGCGAUUGGAGUUUCACCAGUCAGUCUUCGAUGAGCUUCGAGAUAAGUUGAUGGAGCGUGUUGCUGUCAUUGCAGAGGGCAAAGACGAGGACAGAUAUGUUAAGCUGGAAGAACUUCUGGAGAAAAGCUUCCCAUUGGUGAAGAUGCCAUCUAUACAGCCCGUUGUUAUGCAAGUGCUUAAACAUCUGCCAAAGGUGCCUGAGAAGAAGCUAAAGCAGGUGAUGGCUGAAAAAGAGCUCUACAAAGUGUGCGCGGUGGAGGUGAAACGGCAGAUUUGGCAGGACAAUCAGGCUCUCUUCGGGGAUGAAGUGUCUCCUCUGUUGAAGCAGUAUAUCGUGGAGAAGGAGGCGGCUCUCUUCAGCAACGAUCUGUCCAUCCUUCACAACUUCUUCAGUUCUUCACCCAAAACACGCAGACAGGGUGAGGUAGUGCUGAAGCUGACUCAGAUGAUUGGGAAGAACGUGAAGCUCUACGAUAUGGUGCUGCAGUUCCUGCGGACGUUGUUCCUGCGCACACGUAAUGUGCACUAUUGUACCCUACGAGCCGAGCUGCUCAUGUCUCUUCAUGACCUGGACAUCAGCGAGAUCUGUUCAGUCGACCCCUGUCACAAGUUUUCCUGGUGUUUGGAUGCCUGCAUCAGAGAAAAGUUUGUGGAUGCUAAGCGGGCUCGAGAGUUACAAGGCUUCCUGGAUGGGGUAAAGAAAGGACAGGAACAAGUGUUAGGUGACCUCUCUAUGAUUCUCUGUGAUCCAUUCGCCUGUAACACGCUAGUGUUGAGCACAGUGAGGAAUCUUCAGGAGCUGUUGAGCCAGGAUGCACUGCCCAGAGACAGCCCUGACCUCCUCUUGCUGCUGCGGAUGCUUUGUCUUGGUCAGGGUGCCUGGGACAUGAUCGACAGCCAGGUUUUCAAAGAGCCACGAAUGGAUUUGGAGGUUGUAACAUGCUUUUUGCCCGCCAUGAUGUCGAUAGUGGUGGAUGACUACACGUUCACUGUGGAGCAGAAACUUCCCAGUGAAGAGAAGACCUCCCUCACAUACCCAAACACUCUGCCUGAUACAUUCUCAAAGUAUAUACUGGAAAACAGGGUGGCAUGUGAGAUAGGCCUUUAUUAUGUGCUUCAUAUCGCUAAGCAGAGGAAUAAGAAUGCUCUGCAGAGGCUUCUGCCUGCACUUGUGGAUACAUAUAAUGACAUGGCAUUUGGAGACAUCUUCCUUCAUCUUCUCACUGGUCAUCUGACUUUACUCUCUGAUGAAUUUGGAUCUGAGGAGUUCUGUACUGCUGUUUUUGAAAACUUCCUGCUCACCUCUUUCUCUAGUAAGGAGAAUGUUCACAGACACGCUCUUCGCUUGCUGAACCACCAACACCAGAAGGUGUUACCUUCCUACAUGGAAACUUUAAUGAAAACACUUGAACCACCAAAACAGAGCAGUGAGCCAGUGAAGGAACUUCACACCAUGUUGAAGGAGAAGCUUGAGGCUUCCAAGAAAAGCCCUCCAGAACCAGAGGAGGCCCCCUCUCUGGAUCUCGGCCUUCAUCCUGUUACUGUGCCCCCCACACCUGCCACCCCCACCACCCCACUGUGAAAAAGACUGCAUUCUCUAGCCACGACAGAACCGCAAGCGAGUCCAGAGCCCAAGAGCAGCCAUGGUUAUAUGGAUUUAAUCUGUGUAUCUGUUAGCAUAAAGACUGUGGUGAACACAGUUACCUUUGUUAAGUAGGACUGUGCUGGUUAUGACUUUGAUGUUUUGUAUUUUUUAUAAGAGUCUUUUUAAAAGUAUUUUGUGGGUCAAGCGCUUUUCAAUUUCUUGCUUUUUUGGAGAAAAGGUAGCCUUGUUUAUUUGCUGAAUGAGUUAAAUAACUCUUAUGUACAGUGUCAGAUAGUUCAAUAGGUUUUGUUUUGGAUUAUGUCAGUGACAAGCCCACUUGUAAAUAAAAGGAUCAAUCAGAACACAGUCUCUUCAGUCUUGAGUUUUUUGGAAAAUAUAGAAAAUAUUUACAGGGUUCCAAAGGUGAUUAAAAACCUGUGAGUUUUCAAAUGAUUUCUUAAAUGAGAUGAUUUCAGGUCUGCAAAAUAAUACACUCUUCACUGAAAAGUCAUGCUGUCCUUACAUGCUUUACCUAAACAGAAAGUGUUAGGAUGACUGGUGUUUCCCCAGUGGAAAAACAAAAACCAUAUAAAUCCUCUCAAAACUGCUAAAUGUUGUUUACUUUCCGACUGUAUUGGUUAAAGUAAGUGAGAACUGAGAAAUUACAUAAGAGGAACAUUGGAAACCGAGACCGAGCAUCCACACAAAUGGCAAUAAAA
Molecule: messenger RNA, 5548 nt
Organism: Triplophysa rosa
Lineage: Eukaryota; Metazoa; Chordata; Actinopteri; Cypriniformes; Nemacheilidae
Gene: nelfb
Product: negative elongation factor complex member B
Exons: 17
Coding region: 3075-4826 (583 amino acids)
Biological process (GO): negative regulation of transcription elongation by RNA polymerase II
Cellular component (GO): NELF complex; nucleus
Source: RefSeq, a predicted model, not a curated record